Molecule: messenger RNA, 4308 nt
Organism: Pectinophora gossypiella (pink bollworm)
Lineage: Eukaryota; Metazoa; Arthropoda; Insecta; Lepidoptera; Gelechiidae
Gene: dnt
Product: tyrosine-protein kinase Drl
Exons: 6
Coding region: 352-1989 (545 amino acids)
Biological process (GO): axonogenesis; positive regulation of kinase activity; cell surface receptor protein tyrosine kinase signaling pathway
Cellular component (GO): signaling receptor complex
Molecular function (GO): ATP binding; protein kinase activity
Source: RefSeq, a predicted model, not a curated record
ACCAGUUUGACGGAAAGCGCGCCGUAGGGUGGUUGUGUCGCUUUCUUUCGUGAAGUAACGUUGUGAUUAUCAAUGUUUAUAAACAGAAAACAUUGAGAUAACUAAACUAGUACAUCUAUUUAUGAAUAAAGCAUAAAACUUUAGUAUAUUUGCUCGCAAAUUCUUUCGUUUGAUCGUGAUUUCUUGUGAAUUUGUACGUUAUAUUCGAGUGUGUAAUCUUGUGUAUCGGUGAGAACUCAGAUUCGUCGGACGGUGGUUUAAAAUGUGAAACAAAUGUGUUGUUAUUGAACACUUGGGACUGAUGAGGACCUUUACCUGUAUUUAACGUAGGAAGGCCCUGGAGACGUGAAGAUGAAGUGGUUAUUUUUCGUGUGCCUGCUGCCGGCGUGCCUGGCACACCUCAAUGUUUACCUGAGCAGUGCUGAAGUCUGGAGACUUUUGGGUUUAACAGCAGAGCUAUUCUACGUGAGAGAUGGGCAGAUUAACUUCUAUGCACUGAACUUCGUAGUCCCCGUGCCAGCUACUAUAGGAGAACUGCACUUCACUUGGCAAAGCCUUACCAGAAGACCGUUACCUUACAAGCUGGACGUAGAAGUAGUGUCGCACUCGGAAGCGAUGCACCCGCCGACACUGAACAUCACAACCGAGGGAUUCGUGCCGACAGAACCGCAAACAUGGCGCGUCGACUUGCCUUGUACGCACGCGGUCGCCGCCGAGGUGGACAUUAUCAUAUCGCUUAACGUGUCGACCGGUUCCUCGUCUACCACUUUACAUUUUCGCCGAAGAAAAAUAUGUCUGAAAGAUUCCCCGAGGCCGGCGGUGAGGGUAGACAGUGUUCCGCAUUCGGCGACAUCGGCGGAUAUAUUCUACGCGGGGGCGGGUUGCGCGGGUGGAGCACUAUUGAUAGCGGCGGUGGCUGCGGCUGCCUGCAGGGCUCGCGCGAGGAAACUGAGGCGCGCGCGUAGUGACGAGCAAGACGCACACGCCUUCCUACCUGAUUCCUCGUGCAAGUCCGCUGCUAGCUACACCAGCUACCGCCGACCAACCUCGUUGCCCGCGGCAGCGGCUGAGGAGCGUGCCAGAGACCUACAACAGAGAAUAGCGGAGCUCACGAUACAGCGAUGCCGCGUCAGACUCCGCUCCGUGGCGAUGGAAGGCACAUUCGGCCGCGUCUAUAGAGGCACUUAUGCUGAUGAAGAUGGAAGAGAACAAGAAGUUUUGGUGAAGACUGUUGCUGAACAUGCGUCGCAGGUUCAGGUAAUUAUUGUCUCGCUACUACUUCAAGAAGGAUGUAUGCUUUAUGGACUUCACCAUGAACGAGUGCUCUCAGUCCUCGGCGUUAGCAUUGAGGACCAGACAGCGCCAUUCUUGCUGUAUCCUUGGGGAGCUGGGUGGAGGAACUUGAAGCAGUUCCUGCUGGCUUGCCGGGGCGUGACGGUGGGGGGAGCGGCGGGGGGCGCUCCACCACCGCCGCUGACUACCCAGCACGUCGUCCGAAUGGCCCUUCACGCUCUGGACGGUCUAUCGUACCUUCAUUCGCAGCACGUUCUUCAUAAAGACAUCGCUGCGAGAAAUUGCGUUGUGGAUGAGAAUCUCCGAGUAAUGAUCGCGGAUAACGCGUUAUCACGGGACCUGUUCCCGGCUGACUACCACUGUUUAGGAGACAACGAGAACCGGCCGAUCAAGUGGCUGGCUCUGGAGGCGCUGACCAAGAGACAGUUCAGCCCGGCGGCGGACGUGUGGGCGCUGGGCGUGUUGCUAUGGGAGCUAACCACGUUGGCUCACCAGCCCUACGCUGAGGUGGACCCGUUCGAGGUCGCCGCGUACCUUAGAGAUGGGUACCGGUUGCAGCAGCCUGCCAAUUGUCCAGAUGAGCUGUUCGCAGUGAUGGCGUACUGCUGGGCCAUGUCACCCGACGACCGGCCAACGUUGCCUCAACUGCAGAUCUUCCUCCGAGACUUCCACACGCAGCUCACGAGGUUCGUGUAACCUGCAACUUGAACCCAAAGACGACAAUAAAUAGACUAUAAUAGUGAACAGUGUUUAUUGGAAGACUGUGGCCUUAAGGACAAGUUACCCUUGGUAUCGUGGAUGUUAUAGAGACUGAUUUAUAUAAAGUGUUUAUUAUUGUGUUAAUUAGAAAUGCUGGUUCGUUGUUGUUUAGUGGAUUAGAUUGUGGUUUUGGACUUUUUUUUACUUUGGAAAUAUUGUUUUGGUUACAAGCUAUUUAUUUAUCUUUUGGUUUCAGUAGAGUUUGAGUUAUUAGGUUUAUCAUUCCGCGCGUAAAGUGUAUCUAAUAAAAAAUCUUAGUUCAGACUACAAAUAUAUUUCAUAUAAGUAGCUACUGAACUGACACAUACAUACAAAACUCACGCCUAUUUCCCACCGGGGUAAGCAGAGACUAUGGAAUUCCAUUUGCUCGAUCCUGACAUACUCCUCUUGUUUCUCCCACGUGUGGAAUCAAUCGCAUACACACGCCAUACCGCAUAUACGGUUCAGAGUAGAUCGUACUAAACCUUUUCUAAGGACAUCCCCAAUUUGGUCAACAGACAUUUAUCUAUAGAGAUAAUUAAUAAUAUAUAAUUUGUCGCUCAAAACAAUGUUUCCUCAAGCAGCAUCCUAAACAGACCAGAGUCUAAGACACUCGACAACAAGAUAACGUAUUGUUUGACACCUCAUUACUGCCAUAUUAGUGUAAGAAAUUAUGUAAAUAUUAGUUAUAUACAUAUGUGACUGUACUGUACAUUAUGACAUUUAUAACGUAUAUUGAAUGUGCCUCAGAGUUUAUUAAAGAUAUAGAUGUUUAUAGUUUAAGAAUAUUAACUAAUUAAGACUGGAUAGUAUCAAUUAAUUAUAAUAAAUUAUGACUACUUCUAAUCCGAGGUUCUUGUUUGAAAUCAAUGUUAAAUUAAAACAGUUUUCUUUGUCAAUGCCAAGUGCCAAAUGUUGUAAUGAAGUACGGGUCUGGGCACAUCUUACGGAGUGAUAAUGCGACUACAAAAAGAUUUUUUUUACCUUUUUUUAGAACCUUGUAACAAAAUGUCGGAAUGAAGGUAAGUCAAGCUCACGCCAAGUUCGUAUCGGUGCGGGGCGGAGAAUGUCCCUUCUAUGCGUAGUAUUUUUUUUACUCUAUACAGGAUGCUAUUGACACCGUAACGAGUACUAAGGGGGAUGAUUCAGACCACGAUUCUGAGUUAAUAUCAAAUGAAAUUUCCUGUCGGAAAAUUCAUGAAAGCUUUAGUGUUUUUUUUUAAAUAUUUUCAGUUCUAUACUUUUGCGAUGAAAAAUUCCACUUGAUAUCAACUCAAAAUCAUGGUCUGAAUCAUCUCUCAAAGUUUUCGUUACGAUGUUACUAACACUCUAUGUACUGUAUGUAUGUUUGCUAAGUUUGGUUACUGCAGACCUUUAAUACAUUUGUGCCAAAAUUAUACCUACGCGUAAGAAAUAAACAAAGAAAUAUGAAUCUAGAUAGUGGGGACUGAAACAUUUAAAUUGAUUAAGUACCUAAAAAUUUUAACACGAUGGCAUCAACUACUUGGCCGGACAAAUAGGGAGCGCUGAGAGCUCCCACCCGGUAUUUUAGCAGCGAAUUUUGACUGAAUGAAUAAAAUUUAUAGUGAAUAGAAUUUUGACAAUCUUAUAUAAUACUUAUAUUGAGGCUGGUUUACAAAUACUCUUCUACUUGUUCUGUAGAUUAUUCACAAUUUUUUUCUAAAUAAAUAUUCUAUACUAUCUACUCGUAUACCUUGCGAACUACGAAAUUUCUUAGUGAACUGGGGGCUAAUUCUAUAAAAAAUGCGCCUUAUUUUUAAGAAUACCUACUUAACUUUAUAAUUGUAAAUAUUUUUGAUAAGACAAAGAAAAAACUCAAAACAGUGGCGCCUACAUCAAGUGGAAAAAAACAAGCAACUUUUGACAAGUAGGUUUUUGUUCGUCGAUUUCGUGUUGAAUAUUCCAUUUUUAAAUAUUUAAAUACCGUCAUUAUAUACUUUUUAGUAGAAUUAACUCCAGUUCACUUAAAUACCUAAAGUAUUGAUUCAUUGGUGUAUCUUAAAUUAUAAUAAUUAUAUACGAUCACGAGUACUAAUAUGUAUAACACUUUGAUACCAUGUCACAUUAACUUUUUUGACAAAUCAAACCAUAAGUCUCAUUAAAUGUCAAAUAUGAUAGUGCGACAGGAUUCUAAAGUGGGUAUAUGAUAUUGCUCAUGACUCUACCCUAUGGGACAGUAGGUUUUAUGAUUGUAAAUGUGUAAAUAUACGGUUGUUAAGAAACACAAAUGUGAAUAUACGAGUGAUUAUAUUGAAA